AUGCACUGGAAACUGGAUACGCAGUCCAAAAUCAAGUCGAGCAACAGAGCCAAAGUUCCACCAUGGUUUCUAAAUCACCCUUCGAAUCUCUAUGCCUAUGAGAGUAUGGACAUUGAGUUUGACUGUGCUGUCUCUGGUAAACCAGUCCCUACUGUGCAAUGGAUCAAGAAUGGAGAAGUUGUCAUUCCUAGUGAUUAUUUUCAAAUAGUGGGUGGCAGCAACCUGCGGAUCCUGGGCUUGGUAAAGUCAGAUGAAGGUUUCUAUCAGUGUGUCGCCGAAAACGAUGCUGGGAAUGCACAAACCAGCGCACAGCUAAUCAUCCCCGAGCCCGCUAUCCCAAGCUCCAGUGUCCUCCCCUCUGCUCCCCGCGAUGUGGUCCCUGUUUUGGUCUCCAGUCGGUUUGUUCGUCUCAGCUGGCGCCCACCCACAGAAGCGAAAGGGAACAUUCAGACCUACACCGUCUACUUCUCCAGAGACAGUGUGAACAGGGAGCGAGCUCUGAACACAUCACAGCCUGGGAUGCUUCAGCUUACGGUGGGGAACCUAAAACCAGAAGAGACUUACACAUUCCGAGUGGUAGCUUACAAUGAAUGGGGGCCAGGAGAAAGCUCACAGCCUGUCAAAGUGGCAACACAACCUGAAUUGCAAAUCCCAGGACCGGUGGAAAACCUGCGGGCCGUAUCUACCUCACCUACCUCAAUCCUUAUCACAUGGGAACCACCUGCCUAUGCAAAUGGCCCAGUGGAAGGCUAUAGAUUGUACUGUACUGAAGUCGCUACUGGGAAAGAACAGAAUAUAGAAGUGAAUGGCUUAUCAUACAAGCUGGAAGGGCUAAAGAAAUUCACUGAAUACACCAUACGAUUUCUGGCCUACAACCGUUAUGGACCUGGAGUAUCGUCUGAAGAUCUGACAGUCAGGACGCUUUCAGAUGUGCCAAGUGCUAUGCCUCAGAACAUCUCCUUGGAGGUGGUGAACUCAAAGAGCAUCAAAGUUAGCUGGUUGCCACCACCCCCGGGCAUGCAAAAUGGAUUUAUAACGGGCUACAAAAUCCGACACAGAAAGACUACACGUAGAGGGGACGUGGAAACAUUGGAACCCAACAACCUCUGGUACUUGUUCACAGGUCUCGACAAAGGAAGCCAGUACAGUUUCCAAGUCGCAGCCAUGACAGCCAACGGGACGGGACCCUCCUCGGACUGGUACAGUGCUGAAACGCCAGAGAGCGAUCUGGACGAAUCUCAAGUUCCUGAUCAGCCAAGCUCUCUUCACGUCAGGCCUUUGUCAACCAGCAUUGUCAUGAGCUGGACGCCGCCGCUGAACCCCAACAUCAUCGUUCGCGGGUACAUAAUUGGCUACGGAGUGGGCAGCCCCUAUGCUGAGACGGUGCGCGUGGACAGCAAGCAGCGGUACUAUUCGAUCGAGCAUUUGGAACCGAGUUCCCACUAUGUCAUAUCUUUGAAAGCUUUUAACAACGCUGGGGAGGGAGUCCCUCUCUAUGAGAGUGCCACCACCAGAUCUCUGACAGUCCCAGAUAUCUCCACCCCCAUGCUCCCACCAGUAGGUGUCCAGGCUGUUGCAUUAACCCAUGAUGCCGUGAGAGUCAGCUGGGCGGACAACUCUGUCCCGAAGAAUUCGAAGAUGACCGAAGUCCGGUUCUACACGGUCCGAUGGAGAACCAGCUAUUCCACGAGCGCUAAGUACAAGUCAGCAGAUACAACAGCCUUGAGCCACACAGUCUCCAGUCUGAAGCCAAACACAAUGUAUGAAUUUUCUGUCAUGGUAACGAAAGGACGAAGGUCAAGCACGUGGAGUAUGACUGCUCAUGCCACUACCUAUGAAGCAGCACCAACCUCUGCUCCCAAGGAUUUGACAGUCAUUACUCGAGAAGGCAAGCCUCGGGCCGUCAUCGUCAGCUGGCAGCCUCCGUUAGAAGCCAACGGCAAGAUUACUGCUUACAUUCUCUUCUACACUUUGGACAAGAAUUCUCCCAUCGAUGACUGGGUAAUGGAGUCCAUCAGCGGUGACCGGCUUACCCAUCAAAUCAUGGAUCUCAAUCUCGACACCGUCUAUUACUUCAGGAUACAAGCCCGUAAUGCCAAAGGAGUGGGUCCUCUCUCAGACCCUAUUCUCUUCCGGACUCUCAAAGUGGAGCAUCCCGACAAAAUGGCUAAUGACCAAGGUCGUCAUGGUGAUGGAGCCUAUUGGCCGGUUGACACAAACUUGAUUGACAGAAGCAGCCUUAAUGAGCCUCCCAUUGGACAGAUGCAUCCUCCCCAUGGAAGCGUGACACCCCAGAAGAACAGCAAUCUCCUCGUCAUUAUCGUGGUCACAGUUGGGGUGGUUACUAUCGUGGUAGUGGUGAUCGUGGCUGUGAUUUGCACGAGGCGUUCAUCGGCUCAGCAGAGGAAAAAACGUGCUACUCACAGUGCUGGCAAAAGGAAGGGCAGCCAGAAAGACCUGAGACCUCCAGAUCUUUGGAUACACCACGAAGAGAUGGAAAUGAAGAAUAUCGAAAAACCCUCUGGUUCUGAUCCCUCAGGAAGAGACUCACCGAUACAGAGCUGUCAAGAACUCACUCCGGGCAGCCACACCCAAUCUGAAACCCAGAUGGGCAGCAAGAGUGCCUCACAGCCUGCUCCAGAUACAGAAGAGGUGGGAAGCAGCAUGUCCACGUUGGAGCGCUCUCUUGCUGCCCGCAGAGCGACCCGUGCCAAGCUCAUGAUCCCAAUGGACUCGCAGCCCAGCAAUACUUCUGUAGUGAGCGCCAUCCCAGUCCCGACGCUAGAAAGCGCUCAGUACCCAGGAAUCCUGCCAUCUCCCACGUGUGGCUACCCACAUCCCCAGUUCACUCUCCGACCGGUGCCGUUCCCGACGCUAUCAGUAGAUCGGACUUUUGGAACGGGAAGAACCGUGAACGAAGCACCAGCCCCUCAGCAGACAACCAUGUUACCACAGACCCAGCCCGAACAUCCCACCAGCGAGGAUGCGCCCAGCAGGACAAUUCCAACCGCAUGUGUCCGACCUACACAUCCGCUCCGCAGUUUUGCCAAUCCCUUGCUACCUCCACCAAUGAGUGCAAUAGAACCGAAAGUCCCUUAUACACCACUUUUAUCUCAAACAGCAUCCAACCUUCCCAAGGCUCAGGUGAAGACAGCAUCCCUCGGACUAGCCGGAAAGGCGAGAUCCCCUCUGCUACCUGUCUCAGUGCCGACAGCUCCAGAAGCCUCAGAAGAGGGUCACAAACAAGCAGAGGAUUCAGCUAACGUGUACGAACAGGAUGAUCUGAGUGAACAAAUGGCUAGUUUGGAGGGGCUAAUGAAGCAGCUGAACGCUAUCACUGGCUCUGCCUUCUGA
Molecule: messenger RNA, 3354 nt
Organism: Gekko japonicus
Lineage: Eukaryota; Metazoa; Chordata; Lepidosauria; Squamata; Gekkonidae
Gene: DCC
Product: DCC netrin 1 receptor
Exons: 25
Coding region: 1-3354 (1117 amino acids)
Biological process (GO): cell-cell adhesion
Cellular component (GO): membrane
Molecular function (GO): protein binding
Source: RefSeq, a predicted model, not a curated record